This is a messenger RNA of Aspergillus wentii DTO 134E9, 1479 nucleotides long. Its product is annotated as WD repeat WDR12/YTM1 family ribosome biogenesis protein. Gene Ontology annotation, cellular component: preribosome, large subunit precursor. Gene Ontology annotation, biological process: ribosome biogenesis. The transcript has 2 exons. Lineage: Eukaryota; Fungi; Ascomycota; Eurotiomycetes; Eurotiales; Aspergillaceae. Gene Ontology annotation, molecular function: protein binding. Bases 1 to 1479 code for a protein of 492 amino acids. The record is from RefSeq and is a predicted model, not a curated record.
AUGGACGUGGACCAGGUUUCUGAUUCUGCUGCUGCCUCGGCCCAAGCUGCGCAGAGGCAGGUUCGUGUGCAGCUCACCAGCAAGAAUGAAGAUAUUGCACUGCCCGAAAACACUGGACCAAUUCUCGUUCCCACCGGUCUGCGCCGAUAUGCGCUCUCGACGCUGGUGAAUAACCUUCUGAGUAGCGAAAAGCCGAUCCCAUUCGAAUUUUUGAUCAACGGAACUUUCCUUCGCACUUCGAUCGACGAGUACUUGACUGCCAAUGGUAUCUCUGCGGAAACAACACUGGAGAUUGAGUAUGUCAGGGCAUUAAUCCCUCCAUUGCACAUUGCGUCGUUCCAGCACGACGACUGGGUCAGCUCGACUGAUGUACUUUCUGCAACCUCGGCCGCUGCCUCUUGGGCAUCCAAAACUAUUCCUAAUGGCCAGGAGAGAAUUCUCUCUGGUAGCUACGAUGGCUUCCUUCGUGUGUGGAACAUGUCAUCUGAGACGAUUGCAACUUCGGCCGCGCCCGCAGAUGGCGGCCAUACCGCAUCUAUCAAGGCCGCCAAGUUCAUUUCCCCUACGCAGAUCGCAUCGGCAGGCCUUGACCGUACCGUGCGCCUGUGGAAGUACUCUGAAGAAGAGGGUGGCUUCGCUGGAAAGAUUACUCCUCAGCUCGAGCUUUACGGUCACAAGUCUGGAAUCAACUCCCUUUCCGUGCAUGCGCCCUCGAACCGCAUGCUCUCUGCCUCGUCAGACCACACCGUCGGUUUCUGGUCGACGAAGAAAUCAGAGGCUCCGUCAGCUCCCGAGAACCUACUCCCAUCUGCUGCCUCUAGGACUUCUAAGAGGAGAAAGCUGAACACAUCCGUGUCUGUUCCCCAAAAGGGACCUCUGGCUCUUUUGUCCUCGCACACUGCGCCAGUGUCCGCUGCCAUUUUUGAUGCGAAGGACUCGACUGUCGGAUACUCGACUUCGUGGGACCACUCGCUGCGUACAUGGGAUCUUGUCACCGCUUCUCUUGUGGAUACCCGUACUACAUCCCACUCGCUUCUUGCUCUGGAGCACCUUCCCGAACUUAACCUCCUUGCUGCUGGUACUUCUGCCCGUCAUAUCACACUCAUUGACCCCCGUGCAUCCGCAACAACCCUGUCGGCUAUGACACUACGAGGUCACACAAACGCAGUUGUCUCGUUGGCUCGUGACCCCAAUAGUACCUACGGUCUUAUCAGUGGAAGUCACGAUGGUACCUGUCGGAUUUGGGAUAUCCGAUCCACCAAGACCGACAAGGACGGUGUGGUGGGAGAAAGUGUAUACUCGAUCCCCCGCAAGAGUUUGGAGGAAGAAGGCAAGGGCGACAGCAAGCGAGUUGGUGGAGAGGGCGUCAAGGUCUUCAGCGUCGGCUGGGACUCGACCGUUGGCAUUGUCAGUGCAGGUGAGGACAAGAGGAUUCAGAUCAACCGGGGAGAGGGUGUGUUGUCUUCGACAAAGGAGUGA